Molecule: messenger RNA, 1250 nt
Organism: Suillus paluster
Lineage: Eukaryota; Fungi; Basidiomycota; Agaricomycetes; Boletales; Suillaceae
Product: cupin-like domain-containing protein
Exons: 8
Coding region: 62-1090 (342 amino acids)
Molecular function (GO): 2-oxoglutarate-dependent dioxygenase activity
Source: RefSeq, a predicted model, not a curated record
UUGUUGCUGUGGACCAAGUUCGAGCCACAGGAGGCCACAAGGUUUCUCACUGGCACUGCCGAUGGCGGUUGAGUUGGAUCAAUCGGCAUCUCCGAUUCUGACCCACGAUAUCUUAAGAUGGAUAUCACAAGAGUAUCAUGACAUGAAUGGCUCGUCAUUUCAAACGCUUGAAAGCCCUCCUACAGCAGCGGAGUUCGCACAACUAGUCCACGUAUCUAGACCUGUUGUCAUUAAAGGUUUCCAAAUCCCGGCCUUGAAACGAUGGACCGAUGAUUACUUGCAGAACAAGCUGCAGGAACAACCUAUAUCGGUGGCAAUCACACCAAAUGGGCAUGCAGAUGCUAUCGCGGCUGGCCCAGGAGGCAGGCUCUUUUUCGUGGAACCUUUUGUCGAGAAAGUUCCCAUGGAAAAACUCCUGGAACGGCUUAACACGGACCAGGACGGUGACAACGCCCCCACUUCUUAUCUCCAAUCGCAAAAUGGGAAUAUAUAUUCUAGUCGUUUCUUUGAGUCGCCAAACGAUGAUCCGUCAGAAUUUGGUACGCUCAGAGAAGAUGUUCCAAGUAACAUUCCAUGGGUCGCCGAAGCGCUAGGCAGAAAUUCCGAUGCCGUCAACCUUUGGAUCGGAAACAGUAAAAGCAUAACGAGUAUACAUAGCGAUCCGUACGAGAACAUUUAUACUGUGAUACGUGGAAGGAAACACUUCACGCUCCUCCCACCCUGUGAAGGAUGGUGUCUUCGAGAACGGAUGUAUCCUCACGCAGUGUACGACCGUUCUGACAAUAGCAAUGGUCUGAGUGUUGUUCCUUCUUUGGAUAAUCCUCAAGUCCGCUGGUCUUCAGUCUUCGACCCGAACCUUCCAGGGUCACUGCCUCCAGAAGCUCAUCCAAUGCAUAUCACACUCGAAGCGGGAGAUACAUUGUACCUGCCAGUUGGCUGGUGGCACUACGUAAAGCAAUCUGGCUCAACUACUAUCGCCCUUAAUUGGUGGUAUGACGCAGAAGUACGAGGGAUGAAUUGGAUUUGGCUGAACUUACUCAGGGGCAGCGGGGAUAUGCCUACAGGAAAUGAUGAAACUGACAUUCGGUGAUGGACCUGAUUGGUGGUUGACAUAACACACACAUAUCAUUGUCACCGCAAGUAGCUAGGAAACGUUUUAAUGGUACCACUAACGCGAAGUUUUAUUCAACCAACGGUCAAUCUCCACAUUAUGAAACGUGACAGCUUGACUUUGUGACAGAUUGUCAGUC